AUGUCAACAACAGGAUACGUCCCUCCGCCCAAUCAAGCAGCUACUCAACAUGAAGGAACAUCGUCCUUGGCUAUCAAUAACACAUUCCCUCGACGCUUAAUGACACUCAUCGCACUCAAAACAUCCGCGCGCUUCUACAAACAUGAUGGGCCCUGUAUCCCCAUCUCAAAGUCUCUCAUCGUCAAGAAGGGGCCAUUUGUCCACCUCACUGAAGCAGCUACUAUGCAAUUCGUAGCAGCUAGUACUUCUAUUCCUGUCCCGACUGUUCACUGCUCGUUCGUGCACAAGAACAGAGCACAUAUAGUCAUGCAGCGCAUUUGCGGCAAAUCUCUCGCAGAAGCCUGGAGAGGUCUUUCUGAAGCCGAUCUGGCGAGCAUCUUCGCUCAGCUUCGACGUAUGCUGGAGGAAUUACGGGCUAUUAUUCCACCAAGUGGCGCGGGAGUUGAGAGCUGUAUAGGCGGUUCAUUGCGCGACUCCCGAAUACCACGUUCAAGACCACGAUUUGGGCCUUUCAAGACAAUUCAGGAUUUCCAUCGGUGGUUACGGGAAGGCCUUGAGCCAGAAAGCCGUCCAGAUCACAUCGAGGACCAGGAUUGGGAACAUGUAAAAGAGAUGGCCACCAAACAGGACGGUCCGUGGCCACUGCCGGUGUUUACUCAUGGCGAUCUAAACCCGUUCAAUAUAUUGGUUAAGGGUGAUCAAGUUGUCGGUAUCAUUGAUUGGGAGUUUGCCGGCUGGUAUCCGCACUACUGGGAGUAUACUUCUGCAUGGUAUGGAAAUCGCAUUCGACAGGGCUGGCAAGAGUCGCUCACCAAGUUCUUGGAUCCAUAUCCUGCAGAACUGGAGAUGGAGAAGACAAGGCAAAGAUGGUGGGGCGAUUUUUGA
Molecule: messenger RNA, 885 nt
Organism: Fusarium musae
Lineage: Eukaryota; Fungi; Ascomycota; Sordariomycetes; Hypocreales; Nectriaceae
Exons: 1
Coding region: 1-885 (294 amino acids)
Source: RefSeq, a predicted model, not a curated record